UGGGACUUCGAUCUCUUUAUUACUGUUCCUGCUCCCGUCGACGACAAACGCUAUCUAAUGACAGUGCGGCCCACAAUCAGCGAAUCGUGAAAUAACCUCUUGAACGUUUCUUUCUCGGUUUUCUUUUAUCAGCAAGAGCAGAGUCGAGGGUAUCAACAUCAACUGCCGCGUGCAAUCAAAAUAGAAAUUGAAAUGUUCAACUGAAAAUGAGGUGAAAAAUCGGCGUCGUUCAAUUAUUUUCGACGAGUGCAUCUGCACAAACCUUAUCACUGUUGGGCCGAAUUGUGUGUUGACGUGUGGAAGAAGAAUUACUGAAGAAAUCGAGAAGUCUCAGCAGGAAUGUUCGAAUCCGUUUUAAAUCUGAAAGCUUAACCAAAGGCGGAAAAAAGUGCAAUAAAUGUGAUAAAGAGAACCCGGUCCGGCCAGCACCAGCGGAUUCAAAGUGAGCGAUAAGUUCCCUUAGAAAAGUAUCGUUUUGUGUUUGAAAGUGAAAAUUGGCGAGCUCAGUUCUGAUCGUACGCCCACGGUGACAACAACGGCGGGGGAGCAGUGCUUCAAGUUAUUGCUGACUUCUUGUGGUGAAUGUACCUUCGUUUCGCGACGGAUUUUCUCAGCUGGAUAAAGAGCGCGAAGCAAGCCAUCAUGUCUAAUGCAACAGCUUUAUUUGAUGAACUCGACGGGUGUCUGCAGUACGUCGGCGGCACGGGAGGAGCUUUGGCUUUGACGGGGGUGGCUGCUGCGACCGCUUACUAUUACGCCACGAGACCAACACCUGAAGAACCACUAGUGCCUCUAGAUAAUCAGUGUCCCAUUGAAGAUGGCCCUGAACAAAUCCACGUGUCCAAAUUCUUCAAAGAUGCCAAGGAUGGUAAAUACGUCAACAGCCUGGCAGAUGAUGCUCGAACGCUGUAUCAGACUUUCCGAAAAGGAGUCAUCGCUUCAAAUAAUGGACCCUGUCUGGGAUGGCGGGACACUCUACAGUCACCUUAUCAGUGGAUGAAUUUUAACGAAGCUUUAUUGAGGGCGAAAAAUUUCGGCUCCGGACUGAUUGCCCUUGGACUGCAACCCGGUCCAAGUACCUUCGUCGGCAUAUACUCCCAGAAUCGUCCCGAAUGGAUCCUUUUUGAGCAGGGCUGUUAUUGUUACUCGUUGGUUAUUGUUCCUCUGUAUGAUACCCUUGGACCCGAUGCCAGUGCGUUCAUCAUCGAGCAGACGGAAAUCGCCGUUGUGGUGGUGGAAGAUGACAAAAAGGCCAAUCUACUGUUGGAUAAAGCACCCAAAUCUCUUCGGAAGUUUGUGGUAAUCAAAGAAGUCCGGCCAGCAACGUUGCAGCGUGCCAAGAAUCGCGGCAUCGAUAUUCACACGUUCGACGAGGUGGAAAAACUGGGCGCUGCCAAAUCGUUCCCAGAGGUGGAACCCAAACCAUCAGACAUCUGUACGGUUUGCUAUACAUCGGGCACAACGGGUAACCCGAAGGGUGUUAUGUUGUCGCACAUGAAUGUGGUGUCGGGUGUGGCCGGCGUAUUCAUGCAAUUGGGACACCAUAAACCGCGCGCAGGGGAUAUUAUGAUUUCGUUCCUCCCGCUGGCACAUAUGCUCGAGCGGUGCUGCGAAAACGGUGUCUACUACAAUGGUGGUGCCGUUGGAUUCUACUCAGGAGAUAUCAAGGAACUGACCAACGAUUUGAAGGCCCUGCGACCAACUUUGAUGCCGGCGGUUCCGAGGUUGCUGAAUCGGGUGUACGACAAAAUAUAUUCGGAAGUGGCGCGAUCGCCGGUCAAGAAACUGCUGCUCCGAAUGGCACUGAACGCGAAGGAAGCUGAAAUCAAACGAGGAGUGGUGCGACGGACCAGCAUGUGGGACAAGGUGGUGUUCCGAAAGGUUCAGGAAGGAUUUGGCGGCCGGCUGCGGCUGAUGGUUGUGGGAUCGGCUCCUCUAUCGCCCACCGUACUCACAUUCUGUCGAGCGGCUCUUGGUUGUCUUAUUUGCGAAGGCUACGGCCAGACGGAGUGCACCGCUCCGAUUACGCUGACCGUUCAAGGUGAUUUCGUUCCUGGGCACGUUGGUCCGCCGGUGGCGUGCAAUGCUAUAAAACUGGUCGAUGUGCCAGAAAUGGAAUACUAUGCCUCACAGCAGCAGGGAGAAAUCUGCGUCAAAGGUGCCAAUGUGUUUAUUGGUUACUACAAAGAUCCCGUCCGGACAGCGGAAACGAUUGAUGAAGACGGCUGGCAUCACACCGGCGACAUUGGACAGUGGCUACCGAACGGUACCCUCAAGGUAAUCGACCGCAAAAAACAUAUCUUCAAGCUGAGUCAAGGCGAGUACAUCGUUCCGGAGAAGAUCGAAAAUGCAUACAUUCGCAGUCAGUACAUCGAGCAAGUGUUUGUUCACGGUGAAAGUCUGAAGAGCUGUGUCGUAGCGAUUGUAGUGCCUGAUGUGGAAGUGAUCAAGCACUGGGCCGUCGAGAACAACAUUCCGGGAACACUCAGCGUACUGUGCAGCAAUCCGGACGUCAAGCAACUUAUCUUGACCGACAUGAUCGCCUGGGGCAAGGAAUUCGGACUCAAAUCAUUCGAGCAGGUCAAGGACAUUUACCUACAUCCGGAUCCAUUCUCGGUUCAGAACGGACUGCUGACCCCGACGUUCAAGAGUAGACGGCCUCAGAUCAAGAGCUACUUUGCACCUCAACUGGACGACAUGUACAAGCACCUGGACUGAAUAAGAUCCUUAUAGUUUCUGCCGUGUUUAGAGAACGAAUGCGAGAGCUUGAUAGGAUUGAAGAGAGCGAGUACCAAAAUUUUAUCAUAUGUGACCGUCAACUGGGUUUUUCAAUUACUAAGUAUAAGACUAAAACAAAUUCUCGAUACCAGCCAGAGUUAUUUAACCACAGUCUGACGAAUGCCGUGCGCAAGCGCAAACCAGCGAGAGUGUGUUGUCAUGUGUGUAUGUGUGUGAUUUAGAUACAGACUAUCCAGAUUACUUGAUUUUGGAUGGAAUACACCAUAAAAAUUAUAUGGUCCGGUGAAAUGACGCCGAGCGCCAUUUGUAGUGCUUUAAAUACAUCUUUGAUAUUUCUAAACCACAAAUAGCCCGUAUGAUUGAGAAGUAGUAACAUGUUCGUUACAUUCACUUUUGAGGAACUUUUGCAAUACUAAACGACUUAACAUUUAAUUUUGUUAGCAUAAUUUAAAACUAAGAACAGUUUCCAAUGAUGAUAAGCAAAUCUUAUCAUUUGGCUUUUUAGCAAUGUUUUAUGAAGCGUUCAAGCAAAAUAUCUGUAAUAGGCCAAGGCAUGAAUUAAAGAAGCUAACAAAUGUCUUCAACAACUUUCAACUUGUGUGAGUUUAGUCUCACCGUAAUUCUUUAUGUUCAUCAUCCUCAGACGAUAACUUCGAAGUGGCAGUCGAUUUCACUGUAAAGUUAAAAAUACUCAUAUCUUUUGAACACUUGCAUCUACUUACAUACACUGCAAUGAAAUUAAGUACUUUUAAUAUUGCAAUUCUUUCCGGUAAUUCACAAUUUCGACAAUUGUUUCUAGUGCGUCGCACUACUUUUUAAUCAUGUACGGGAAACUUCAAUCGUUUAAAUAAGAAUCCUGCAGAUUACCUAAACCAAAUCGGUAGUCUUUCCAAAUGUUCAAAGCAAAACUUAAAUUAUUCAUGAACCAAAAGUCUACUUAGUUGUUACUUAAUAAAUUAUUAAAUUUCGAAAUGUUUCGAACCCAGUUACACAAUACCUAUAGGACAAAUAAUUACUUAAAGGGAGGCAUGCUGUACAGUAAUAGCAAACUAAAUAAUGGAAUUCAUAAUGGUCGACAUCUUGAGUCAAUUUUAAAUUCUUAUGACGUUACUCUCCCGACUGAUAGAUUCGUUUCUCGGGGUUAUCAACUGAAAAGUAUCACUGACUUGAGGGUUGGAAAAAAAAAUUAAAACUACUACGAAGAUAGUUAAUAUAUUUUACUUCAUGAUUCCUAUCUUUGAAAAUCCAAUUUCCUAGUGUUAUACAAACAGGUACCAAAUUUAGGUUGAAUCUUCAGCAAUUUCUAGGUGAUCAGGUCUAGUCAAGUUUUUCUUUUUUUUCUUUUAAUAUCUGGUUAAAAAAAAACAAUACGCACGAUAAACCUUAUUUUAACUUUAAUAAGUAGUAAUGCGACAAUAUCACUUACUGACAAGGUAGUAAAUGUUUUACGUAUCAAUUUUACAUUAAAACAAGGGAAAAUUGAACUUGAUACUGAUUUUACAUAUUGAAUAAAAUAAAUUGUUAUCCUACUUAAAAGUAAUUACGAUUACAUAAUUAUGCAUUUCCAGACGCGAACGAUCUAAAUUUCAUAUUCCGGAAAUUCAAUAAAGAAAUCACAUUGCAUGCCAGCAACAAUGAGUUCUAAUAGGUUCUUCUGCUACGUUAGUUCGAAUAGAAUGAAAUGGCAGAGACGUUCCUAAACUUACGUCUUAUGAAGAAUGUUUAAACCUGAAACCAAAAUUCACAUCAAACAAUAGGCACUCGAAGCAAACAUCAAAUUCACAUUCAACAGAUGAAGGAAUGAUUAUGAGCAAAUUUGUUAAAAAGUAGAACACUGACACAUUACACGUUACUGGAAUAACAAUACAGAAACACACACAGAGAGAGACAAUUUGAUAAAAGAAAAUGAAAAGAUACCACUUAGCGAUAUUGUAGAAUAUUCAAAUAAAACUUACUACUGAAACAUCACACUUUCUCAGCUGUUCGGGAGCGGAAAAAGAGAACAAACACAAUUGUUAUGAAAAUGAAUUUGAAACGAAUACACACACAAAUGGUACACUGAAAACUAUGAGAAACAAACUGAACACUUUUCACCGGGCGCCUAUUUAAUCUUAGAAUAAAUUGCAAUACUAUGUAGUUAGUUGAAACAGUGAAGGUAAAAAUCAAAACGACUCUA
Armigeres subalbatus is the source of this 4915-nucleotide messenger RNA. RefSeq names its product long-chain-fatty-acid--CoA ligase 6. Gene Ontology annotation, molecular function: long-chain fatty acid-CoA ligase activity. The transcript is spliced from 8 exons. Gene Ontology annotation, biological process: long-chain fatty acid metabolic process. The record is from RefSeq and is a predicted model, not a curated record. NCBI's taxonomy places the organism in Eukaryota, Metazoa, Arthropoda, Insecta, Diptera, Culicidae. Gene Ontology annotation, cellular component: endoplasmic reticulum; membrane. Bases 583 to 2718 code for a protein of 711 amino acids.